AUGUUGAAGCUUCUUGCAUGGGACAAGAAGUCGCAUGAGAAUGAUCUCCCUGAUCAUGACUUUGCAAGUACAGAAAACGCCAACAAGCAUGUUGUAGUUGUGAUGGAUGGAAUGACAGAGUUCACCACAGAGCCUCUUCAAUGGGCACUCGACAAUGUUGUUACCGUAGAGUGCGCAGUCACACUUGUUGGGGUUAUGCCUUGGCUCAACAUUCCUUUGUCUUCUAAAACAAGAUAUGAUUUUUGGAUGGUGGAGAUGGAAGAUCCACCUCUAGUGAAAGAGAAAAAUGAGUGCAGAAAUGAUAAGUAUCUAAAGUGUCACGCAGUCAUAGAUCUUUGUAGAAAAUACGGGGUUGUGCCACAGAAGAAAAUCGUAAUGGGUUAUCCUCUGCGAAUGCUGGUUGUGGAACACCUCGUCACACUUAGUCCAACAUGGGUGUUGUUUGAUAGAUCUCAUCAAAGGAACAGAGAAUUUUAUGCUAAAAAAAUUCCAUGCAACAUUCUAAUGAUGAAUGAAGAUGGAAGGAUUGAUAUGAUCAAAAGCAAACAGAUGAUGAUUCAUAAAGACGACAGUUUUUCUAGAGAAUUUUCAAUGUCUUCAUGUGCAACACCUCAGUUGACAGUUUCUGAGGAAUCAAGGCAAGGUAUUAAGUAG
Lathyrus sativus (Indian pea) is the source of this 654-nucleotide messenger RNA. Lineage: Eukaryota; Viridiplantae; Streptophyta; Magnoliopsida; Fabales; Fabaceae. The record is from the annotation of a GenBank genome assembly.